Messenger RNA from Suillus clintonianus, 3757 nucleotides. RefSeq names its product heavy metal translocatin. Gene Ontology annotation, biological process: monoatomic cation transport; copper ion homeostasis. Gene Ontology annotation, cellular component: membrane. NCBI's taxonomy places the organism in Eukaryota, Fungi, Basidiomycota, Agaricomycetes, Boletales, Suillaceae. The record is from RefSeq and is a predicted model, not a curated record. The transcript has 13 exons. Gene Ontology annotation, molecular function: P-type divalent copper transporter activity; copper ion binding; ATP hydrolysis activity. Bases 327 to 3665 code for a protein of 1112 amino acids.
ACAAUUGGUUUUCGGGUUUCGAGAAUUACCUCCGCCGCCGAGAAUUUGAAGUACCGGAUGAGCUAGGGUACGGAGGUCGAAGGUGAAAUUUCCUUAAAGCUGGUCGGAGCUUAGGGCUAGGGUACUAGCUAUUGACCUGGGAGCCUCCGUUGGUCGAUAUAGUAGGAUGUGAUAAACGAUUUCAAUUGCCAGCACAUCAAAAUGGACAUAAUCACCGGCCACUGCGGUUUCUAACAGGCCACAAAUAUUUUCAAGGCUGUUUUACGUCUACUACUAUAUAAUGUCUCACCCAGCCAUCGUAUUUCUAUUCCCAUAAAUUCCCUCUAAUGAAUACGUCGUCGACGUCUUCGAGUCAGACUACAAUCAUCAUCUCUAAUCUUCACUGCAGCAGCUGUGUACGCACAAUCAAUCAAGUGCUCUUCUCUCUGUCCCCCCCUCCAACGACGGUGGACAUAUCCAUCGUCCACCAGACAGUGACAGUCGCGCAUGCCCCUACAAUACACGGACACACCAUACAAUCAAUCCUUGAAGACGCUGGGUUUGAGCUAUCCGAUGGCUCAGCUUCUAGUCCCUCCGAUCAAAGGCUUUCACAACGGAUGAGUAGCACCCUUUCAGGAAAAUAUCAAAAGCAUAUACAACAGUGUUUAUCGUGUCAGGAGGCGGACGCUAUGGCACUUGAGGACAUAGUUCCACAGCUCCUGCAGUCCGGCGGCGUUUCUCCAACGGAUUGCUCCACACAAGGUGGAUCAGAGAAGGACACAGAAUUGAGCCUGAAAACGUUGCACGAAGUCGGCCUCGGUGAUGUGCCGCAUCUCGUCACAUUGUCCGUAGGCGGUAUGACAUGCUCCUCAUGUCCGGCUACCAUUACCGAAAUGGUCUCGCAACUCCCUGGAAUCUCCGAAGUGGUAGUAAGCCUGCUCAACCACUCCGCCACAGUUGUUGUUGCUCGAAAGGACCUUGUUGGUUCCGUCACAGAAACGAUUGACGACUGCGGCUAUGAAGUCGACGUCAUCACGGUCGAGCCACUCGUCCCAUUGACAUCAGAAAGUGCGACGGGUCCUCGGAAUUUAUCCCUUUGUAUCAACGGAAUGUAUUGCCAAGAUUGUCCAGCAAAGAUCAUGACUGCCUUGCAGAAGCUCCAGCCAAACGUCACUAUGAUCAAACCUUUGUCAAACCAUUUGGACCCCAUAAUGGAAGUGUCCUACAAGCCAUCACCUCCAGACUUCACCAUCCGCUUCAUCAUAGCUACCAUCGUGUCCGUGGAGCCGGAGUCGUACAGUGUAUCGAUUUAUUGUCCACCUACGCUCGAAGAGCGCACGCGCAGCAUGCAGCAGCGCGAGCAACGAGCCUUGCUGCUGCGCCUAUUUUUUACGUUUAUCAUUGCGAUACCCACGUUCAUCAUCGGCGUGGUUUACAUGAGCCUUGUUCCCGGCGCCAAUCAGACGAAGCAAUACCUAAUGGAGCCCAUGUGGAAUGGAAAUGCGUCCCGGUUCGAGUGGGCGCUCUUCUUCCUGGCAACUCCAGUGUACUUUUAUGGCGCUGGCUUAUUUCAUCGUCGGAGCAUCAAAGAAAUCAGGUCUUUAUGGAGGAAAGGGAGCACGACUCCGAUCGUGAAGCGCUUUACUAGAUUCGGGAGUAUGAACCUUCUGGUUUCUACCGGAGUAUCUGUGGCCUACUUUUCAUCGAUUGCGCUUCUCAUUCUUGCAGCGAUACAGCCACCUUCGAGCAGUGGUGCAGCGCAAGAUACCACAUAUUUUGAUGCUGUCGUAUUCCUGACCAUGUUCUUGCUUGUUGGCCGCUAUCUCGAUGCAUACAGCAAAGCAAGGACUGCCGACGCCAUUACUGCGCUUGGCUCGCUCCGUCCUCCCGAAGCUCUUCUCUUGAUUCCUCGCUCUGCUUCUGAUUCCACGGCUCCCGCGAUCGUUUCCCGCAAAGAUCCCGAAAAAUGUGACGUGUCAUUUGAUAAUGGUAGCCUGGUUGCUUCUCCUGGGUUCAAGUUUAAGAAGGUCCCCGUUGACCUUUUGGAGGUUGGCGAUGUGGUGCGUGUGCAAAACGGAGCUACGCCACCAUCAGACGGUACAAUUGUGUCCGGUGCGGAGACGUCCUUUGACGAAAGCUCUUUGACGGGUGAGGCUCGACUUAUCAAGAAGAAUGUCGGAGACAAGGUUCUUCUUGGGACAAUCAAUAAGUCCAGGGCUGUAGACAUUCGAGUUGACGCUAUUGGCGGUGUUACAAUGUUGGACCAGAUCGUGCAGAUCGUCCGUGAGGGCCAAACUCGCAGGGCGCCAAUUGAGCGUAUUGUAGACCACAUCACAGGUGUAUUCGUCCCGAUCGUUACUUUGCUGGCGAUUAUUACGUGGUUGAUAUGGCUGGCCUUGGGUGUUAGCGGUACCCUCCCUAGCAGUUAUCUAGAUAUAAGUUCAGGCGGAUGGGUCAUCUGGUCUCUCGAAUUUGCAAUCGCAGUAUUCGUCGUGGCAUGCCCUUGCGGCAUUGGUCUCGCGGCGCCUACAGCCCUUCUUGUGGGAUCCGGCCUUGCAGCCAAAUACGGCAUAUUGGCCCGCGGAGGCGGAGAGGCUUUCCAGGACAUGGCACAACUUGACAUCGUCGUGUUCGAUAAGACCGGAACACUUACUGAAGGUGGUGAGCCUCGAGUGUCUGAUGCCGUCCUGCUUUCUUCGGUGCCUGGGGAGACGCUUCUUGGAAUCGCCGCGGAGUUGGAAUCUGCUUCCUCUCACCCGCUCGCAAAUGCGAUUCGGCAGUAUGCAGGGAAGCAUGGUGCUGUAUCUGUUACUGGUAGCGCAUUCGAUGAGAUUGCUGGUAAAGGUAUCAAAGCAGAUUUUGAUGACAUGCGUCGCAAGGCGAUCAUAGGAAACGAAGUCCUGAUGCGAGAUCAUGAAGUACUACUCUCUCCAAACGUUCUCCAAAUGCUUGAGAGGUGGAAAUCAGAGGCGAAGAGUAUUGUCCUUCUCGCGGUUACGGACGCGGACUUGGAUGAUCGAUUCGUCGUUGCAGCGAUAUUCGCUGUGUCGGAUCCUAUCAGGGGAGAAGCUACUGGGGUCGUUCGCCGUUUGCAGGAGCAGGGCAUUGGGACAUGGAUGAUAUCAGGGGACAACGAGACGACGGCUAAAGCCGUUGCGAAAUCUGUCGGCAUUCCGGAAAUGAAUGUCAUCGCUGGUGUCCUGCCCCAACAAAAGGCCGAAAAGAUUGAGUGGCUGCAGCACAAUGGCGCCAAGCGUCCUUCUUCACGAUGGCAGCGUAUUCUGCACAGGUCGAUGUCAAAUCAGCGUUGCAUUGUCGCAAUGGUCGGUGAUGGUAUUAAUGACGCACCUGCACUGGCAGCCAGUGACAUAGGAAUAGCCAUUGGAUCUGGGAGCGACGUCGCGAUAUCUAGCGCUUCGUUUAUUCUCGUAUCUUCGAACCUCAAAAGUCUACUCAUUUUGAGCGAUCUCUCGAUAAAAGUGCUCAAUCGCGUUAAAAUUAACUUUAUGUGGGCAAUCAUGUAUAAUAUGAUUGCAGUCCCCAUCGCUGCUGGUGUCGUGUACCCUGCAGGACAUGUACGUUUAGCUCCCGUAUGGGCGUCAUUGGCCAUGGCAUUAUCCUCUGUGUCUGUGAUUUGCUCCUCCCUCGCACUCAAGUUGUACAGGGAGCCGAAGAUACAGCUUUAACAAGUUCAAUUGCGUUCGGCAACACUGUAGUCAACUCAUUAUCUAGAUCUGUUCCUGUACCAUUCAUGUCAGUACUGUAUCCCUAGUAUGUU